CCCCUCCCCCUCUCUGCUCCCCGCCUCCACUCCAUUCCGUCUCCUCGCUGCCGCCGCCGCCGCCGCCACGCUCCCCUCCCGCCGCCAUUGCCCCCGUCUCCAGCGAGCCUUCCACCCUGCCCUACCCAACGCGCGAUACCCGCCGCCCGGCGCGCGCUCCACCCCGGUUCCCCCUCCGCCCGCGACACCGAGCCCCGCCGGAGCGGGGAAUCCAUGGCCGCGGGGACGGCGCGCGCACCGGCCGCCGACAAGAGGUGGGGUUUUGCUGCCGCUGCGGCCGCGCCGACGAGGACGCCCGCUGUUGGGGUUCCGGGAACGGCCCCGAGACCCAGCAACAUGUCAGCUCGAAGGGACGAUUUACCAUGGGGCGAGAGGACAAUGUCCCCAGCACCAAAUGCAUGGGGUUCAUCGUCGCUCUUAUCUCUCAAGAAUGAUAGAGGUUCUGGUUCGUUUGGCAACAUCAAUGAUCGCCCUUCUACUGGAGGAAGCUCGAGGACGUCGACAGAUGGAAGUGACUUGCUUGACUCACCUCUUGCACGGGGUGGAACUAUGCAUGAUUCUACAUCUGUGAUAAGUCAUCUUCAAAUAGCAGACUUAAGAUCAGGAAGCUCACAAUUUCCAUGUUCUCAAACUUCUUUCUCGGAUGUUCUCAAAGCCCCUUUGAGAACUAUUGCCAAAAGGAGACCUACAUCAUACGGAAAGGGGUUUACUCUAAGUGCAGAUGAUUUCCCAGUACUUGUUUCCAAGAACUCUCAAUCAAACAUCCAACAAGGCCAUAGUUUUCAAGGGCGACCAACUUUUAGUUCUGUUACUAUGGCGGCCCGAGAUGAACAAAGAAAGAUCCCGAUAACUGGAGGAGAUCCUGUUUCUGCCACAAACUUCUCUAUGGAAGCACAACCGGCUCAACUACAUGCUGCACAGACUCCUGAUAUAUGCAUGCCUCCUCCAUGUGUUGAUUACUGGAAUCCUCCUCCUGAUCACCCCCCUGACAGAAAUGCGAUUUGGCAUGGAGGAGCGGCAUCAUAUGGUCCGUGCAAGCCUGCAGACACACCUGGUAGCUUCUUUGAGUCUUUUUCUCAUAAUGGUCAGUUCCUUCUUAGCCAGGGUGGAGAAGCAAGGCAUGGUACAGUACCUGGUGGUUAUCACCCUGAAAACAAAGAUUCCUGCUGUGCUCAUGUGCCUGCCGAUGCUUGGAUAAAAGAGCUACCUCAUCUCAUGCUUGGAAAGGUCAAAGAUAACCAUUCAGAUGCACGUGCACUUGAGAAGCAAGUCAUCAAUAAGGAUGUGGCACUGCUAGAGAAAAUUAAGUGUCUAAAUAUUAAAGCUAGAAAUCUUCAUGCUGGUAACAAAUCAGAAAUAUCUUCUUGCAGGGAAUCCAAGGUCAAACACCCGGAAACCAUUGAUCUAGAAGCAUAUCAUGUGACAAAUGAUCUUCCCUUCAGUGUUGUCAUCAGUGAUAUCCCUUCUGCCUUUGACAUGGCUAAUUCGGUUUCUGAAAGCAUUAAUCAUGUACCAAUUGGUACAUCAAAUGUGUCUGCUGCUGCUAAUCUUGUAGUGGUUGAUCUGUCAGAAGGACACGUUACUAAAUUCAGUGAAGGUAGAAAGCUAGGUGGAUCUGCUGAUAAUCUUGUAUGUGGAGUAGGGAAUACUUCAAGAAACAAUCGUCGUAGCUCUGUUAUGGACACUGCAUCUGAUAUUUGGGGACCUGGAUGGGAAGAACACUCUGCAGUUGACUAUUUGCAAGUUGCUAUGACAAAUACUCAUGAAGAUCAACCAUUUGCUGGGGACAUCUUGCAGCAGGUGCAUGUGAGAACUGGUGAUGACAUGCUAAGUUCUCCUGAUUAUGAAAUCCAGCUUUCAAGCAGAGGAUUGUCUGCCCAACAUGCAAGACAACUACAGAAAGAGGGGAUGGGGAAACUUCAACAAAAUGCAACAGCUCUUGCAAAACUGGAAGAAUUAAACAGAAGUUCAUUUGUACAGAAUCAGAAGUUGAAUGAUAUGCCAUUACAAGCAGACAAAAAUCUUCAUAAACAAAGUGCUGGAGGUGAUGGAACUACUAAGAAUGAUACUUCAACAUCAGAUACAUGUUGUACUGCAUCUGCUACAGCAAAUGGCACAAAAACUUUUACAGUUCCUAUCAGCUAUGUUCCACCACCAGGCACUGCAGGUGUUAACAGAGGUCCUUUGACUCACAAUGUAGUGCCUUCAGCCAAGAAAACUGACAUUAACAUGCUAGAACACACUGCCCAGAAAUGGGGAGCACAGCCACAUGACGGCAGUGCUCCAAAUCAUUUGCAGGUGGGUGAUAGGGAAGGACUAGUUCAUAAAAAAGAGAAUAUUUCAAGGGUCUCCACUCCAGCAUCAGACACUGCAGAUGCUAGCAAUGGCCCUUUGAUUCAAAAUGUCAUUCCUUCAGCCAAGAGCACUGCCAUCAACAUGAUUCACAUUGACCAGAAAGGUGCAUCAGAGUCAUGUGACAGCAUGGCUCCAAUGCUUUUGCAGAUGAAGGAUAAGAGAAGACAAGUUCAUUCACAGGAAAGAAUUUUAAGGGGCCCUCCAGCAUCACAAUCUGCAGGUGGGAACAAUGGCUCUUUGAUUCACAAUGUCUUGCCUUCGCCAAAGAACAAUGGCAUCAACAUGACAGGAUAUAUUGUCCGGAAAAGUGCAUCACAGUCACUAGAGAACAGUGCUCCAAAGCAUUUGCAGAUGGAGGAUAGGAGAAGGCAAGUUCUUUCACAGGAGAGAGUUCUGAGGGAGCGGUCAAACAUGGCUGAAAGUACAGAAAAUAUUAUAACUGUUGCUGGGACUCUUGUGGAAACACAAAAUGCUGAAGCUAAACCUCAUGCGGACCUCUCAACCCAAAGCAAGAAUAGAAGACCUGCUUCACAGCAUGUGUUUGGUAAUGAGAAUACAGAAGCCUCAAGUGUGCAUAAAACCCAUGUAUCAGGCGUUGUUAUCAACAAUGCUAUAAUCCCGGUGCAGGUUUCUUCUGUUAGAGGUUUUACUGUUGGGAGUAUAAUGCUUGGGGAUGCUUCACUUGCAUCUGUGAAUCAGGAGAAAACAGUGGCCAAGAAAGUGCAUGAUGAUGUAAAAAAUAGGUGUGCAAGUCCUAAGCAGACAAAACAAUCUGGAAUGAAUCAGCAUGGUGUACAGCGUUUUAAGUCCGAGGCUGGUGGGCUGAACUGCAUGGAAAUACCUGCUCCCACCCAGCCAUCUAUGAAUGAAAGCAUUGUUUCACAGAAUCUGGCACCAGUAAAAACAAGUGAAAUGGAGAGGCAUGCACAUAAGCCUGCAUGCAAAGAGCUGGGUCUGCAGAAUCUGAAGCAAAUGCUACUGGCAGAUAACAACACAUCUUCUGAUAAUUCGUCAACAUCCAAAUUGGAUACUAAGACUCCUGACAAGAAGGCACUCGGUGCUCCCGCUGCUCCAGAAGCUGUGGUUCAAACAGAACCUGAUAACCGGGAGGAUGGGCAAACUAGCAAGCAUCUAGGCAGGAGCAGUGCUGCUUCAAACCAAGGAAUUAUGAACAGUUCAGCCUCAGCAGCACCAGACCAUAAUGAACAGGAAACCAACUCGUUAGUAUUAAAAAUCAUGCAGGAGUUAUCUGAUCAGUUGGACCAAGUAGAGAAGCAGCUCGAGUCCAGCACCCAUGUCGCUAGCUCACAGCCAACCCAAAUGAUUUCGCUACCUGGCUAUACUUGGGGAGAACAUCAUGCUAUUCACGGUCGAAGGCAGUACCAUGGCCAAAGAAACAUGUGGAUCAACUAUGCCAUGAACAGCCACAUCGAUGGGAGAGUCGUGACACAGAAGGCAGCUCUGCCUACCGCUCAUCUGUUGCCCGGACCUGUCUCCGUUCCUGUUCCUCAGUACAACUACAAUGUGCCUGGCGUCAACAGUGCUACAGGAUGGAUGUGGGACACCUCUGAAGGCGUACUGAUAUCUGACACUAGCGAAGUCCUGGGUCUCGGUACUGCAAUUACCGCUGGAAGCAUCGCCGAACCUACUCAGAACAUAUACAGGGUCGGCCAAGUUGAUCUGCACGGUGCGGUUGGAGGCAUGGCUUAUGGAGCUGCUGUUGGUGCUGCGAGCCCUGAGGUCUGGUACCAGCCAGGUCUGGAACUUGAGCAGCUGAACCCGGCAUGGUUCCCCCACGACGGCAUGCACCACCACGGUGGCACUGGCGUGUACUUGCCGGGGAUGGGCCAUGGCGCUGGGGCGCAAACUCAUGGCGGCGGCGCUACUGGAUAUGUGGCCGGACCAAUGGUCGGUGUCGGGGGUCUCGAUUACCUGCUGGUGCCAGUUGGGCCUCCCGUUGCUGCCUGGACUGGUACUGGGGGCACCACGGCGAGCGCAGGGCGUCCCGCUGAGGCUUGGGAAGCGGCUUACAGCAGCGAGCACAUGUACUACUUCUGAACUCUGGUGGCCUGAUGACUAGCUAUUAGCAACACUUGUAGCAUUGUCUUUCAGUUAGCAGCUCUUGUUGCUAUAACUAUACUUGCUUUGCUCACAACUCUGCAUUGCUAUACGUGGCGUCUGCGCUGCUUUGGAAUCGUUGUGUUUCCAAUUCAUUCAAUCAUGUAAUGAGAUUGCUCCGCGCUCUUGCAGUGCCUUUUGCAUCACUUUAUUUAUUGUCGGUGACUUGUGAGCAUAUUAUUGUAUAUUGGCACAUGAAUGUUUUGAAGCAUCCAUCUGUAUGGAGUAUGUGAUUUGGCGUUGGAGCA
Messenger RNA from Panicum virgatum (switchgrass), 4721 nucleotides. RefSeq lists its product as uncharacterized. NCBI's taxonomy places the organism in Eukaryota, Viridiplantae, Streptophyta, Magnoliopsida, Poales, Poaceae. The coding region runs from base 214 to 4413 and encodes 1399 amino acids. Gene Ontology annotation, biological process: epigenetic regulation of gene expression. The transcript is spliced from 8 exons. The record is from RefSeq and is a predicted model, not a curated record.